Phaethon lepturus (White-tailed tropicbird) is the source of this 2289-nucleotide messenger RNA. RefSeq names its product DAZ interacting zinc finger protein 1 (gene DZIP1). Gene Ontology annotation, cellular component: ciliary basal body; cytoplasm. Lineage: Eukaryota; Metazoa; Chordata; Aves; Phaethontiformes; Phaethontidae. The annotation marks the transcript as partial. Gene Ontology annotation, biological process: cilium assembly. The record is from RefSeq and is a predicted model, not a curated record. The transcript is spliced from 17 exons.
UCGCGGGAAGGGGACGUGGCGGCCCUGCAGGAGCACCUGGAGCACGUUACGUUCUGCAGCGCCGAGCGGGAGCGCUGCCCCCACUGCCAGGGCCCCGCCGACCCGCUGCUGCUCAAGCUGCUGCGCCUGGCCCAGCUCUGCACCGAGUACCUGCUGCACUCCCAGGAGUACCUCAGCGCCCAGCUCGGCAACCUGGAGGAGGCCCUGCGGGCGGCCCAGGCCCAGCGCGACCAGCUGGGCAAGGAGGUGGCUCAUCGCUCGCAGGAGAUCAAGGGGCUGAAGGAGGAGUGCCGCCGGAGGAAGAAGAUGAUCAGCACCCAGCAGAUGAUGCUGGAGGCCCGAGCCAGCUACCACCAGUGUCAGUUUUGUGAAAAGGCUUUUAUGAACUAUUCCUUUUUACAAAGUCACAUGCAAAGGCGUCAUCCGGAAGAAUCUCAGAUUGAACAGAAGAGGAAAGCAAAGACAGACAAAUUGCAGGAUGAGAUUGAUAAGCUGAAGGAGCAGCUACAGCUCACCAAGACCCAGUUAGAAGCUGAACAACAGGCUAAUAUGGUCAGGUUUUCUAAGGAAUGUGAGCAGCAAAAAUCAAAAGAAGAAGAAAUUCUACAAUCAUUUCAUAAAUGGAAAGAAGAGGAAAAAGAUAAAUUGGCAGAUGAAAUAGAAAAAGUGAAAGAGAUGUUUAUGAAAGAGCUUAAGGAGUUAUCUUCAAGAAAUUCAACAUUAGAAAAUCAACUGUUAGAAUUACAAAAGUCCAACAUGCAACAAAAAUCCAAUUUAGGGACACUGAAGGACAGCCAGGAAUUUACAGAAGAGAAACCUCAGAGUCCUCAGGAUUAUCACAAUGUGGUUAAACUUCUUGAAAAACAGGAAAGUAAGUGGACGUCUAGAAUACAAACCCUUCAUCAUGACCACGAGACAGAAAAGUCCCUGCUACUGUCACAGAUUGAAAAGCUUAAAUUAUCAGUGAGAGAAGACCUGAAUAAAAAUAAUACCUUUUACAAGAGGAGGAUAGAAGAAUUGGGGCAGAGGCUUCAGGAGCAGAAUGAUCUGAUUAUUACUCAGAAGAAGCAGAUAAAAGAAUUGUCCACAAGAUCAGUUGCAAGCAUUAAACCAUAUGAUGUGAACACUACCGCAGAGCAUCUUGAAGAAUCUAAACCACGUCUACCAGUGGUGCAUGAAAUUGAGAAAGAUGAUUAUAAAAGAGGUAGAAGUAACCACUAUUUAAUAAAUGCUUUGAAGACUGAUCCUUCUUUAACUAAAGAAUUACGAGUUGUUCUGGAGCAAGCCCUGGAGGAGAAGCUGGAAUCCUUGGGAAUUAAAGCAGGUGUUCGUGGUAUCCCAAAUGAUCGCUUAAAUAAAAUUUUGCGUGCUAUUGAAUCCGCUAGAGAAUGCAAACAGAAGCAAGAGCCUGACAUUCAGCACAUUCGAGAGCACCUUGAACGGCAAGUUAGCUUUAGGGUUGAAGAGAAAUCAUCAUCUUGUAAUAGACCUGUUUCCUGUCCUCAGCUUCCUUCAGAAGAUAAACAGAAGUUCAAUCAAUUGGGAAUCUCCUCAUCUGCCACGCCACGAAAACCAGUAAAACGGUCUUCAACAGCUGUCCGCCCAGCUGAACAAAGAACAGCCAUCACUGAGAAUACAUCUACGCCAAAAUCCAGGAAGCUUUUUGGAAAUGGAGUUUCCAGAAGGACACCCAGUAUCACAACUCCACCAUUCAGUUCAGAGGAAGAAGUAGAUGAAGACGAUAUUAAGCAGUCUUACAUAUCACCAGAAUUAUCGCAAAAGCAGUCAAAAACAUCAAGCAGCAAAGUCAGUGCUUUUCAGAAGGCUUCUGGCAAAAGCGAUAUGGAUAGGACAGAGGAGAGUGAAAUUGAAGAAACUGGAACACCUGUGAAAACUUCAAAAGGAGCAGUAAUUCAAAAACUGACUGAACAAGUUGGAAAGAGUCUUUCUAACCAUGGAAAUAAGAACAAACCAGCUGGAGGGAUUAAUGUUGCACAGGCAUUUAUGAAGAAAGAAGAGGUGCAAGAACUGAAGUUCACAGAAGUUGAUGAAGAUGAUUGGGAUAUAUCCUCAGUAGAAGAUGACUUUUUAUUAAUGAAAAAUGAUAGAGGCCAGAAGGCAUUGACAGCUCAGAAAAAUGAGUCAACUGCUGCAUCUGUGGUACAUGCAUGGGGUCUUCCGAAGACAAGCGUACCGAAGGAGGAAGGCCUUCAUGAAGCUGAUAAUACAAGCACGUUAAAAAGCAGCUUAGUCACUGUAACAGAUUGGAGUGAUUCUUCAGAUACGUAA